Phragmites australis (common reed) is the source of this 1639-nucleotide messenger RNA. RefSeq names its product protein DNA-DAMAGE INDUCIBLE 1-like. Gene Ontology annotation, molecular function: aspartic-type endopeptidase activity; protein binding. Gene Ontology annotation, biological process: proteolysis. Bases 165 to 1394 code for a protein of 409 amino acids. The transcript has 16 exons. The record is from RefSeq and is a predicted model, not a curated record. Lineage: Eukaryota; Viridiplantae; Streptophyta; Magnoliopsida; Poales; Poaceae.
GAAUCGAACUGGGGUUGGAAUCGGAUAAUGUGAAUUCGGUUUUAUACUCCGGAUUCUUGCCCAACUCUCGCAGCAAAACAAGGCGGCCCCGAUUUGACGCCUCUCUCUCUCUCUCUCUCUCUCUCUCUCUAUUCACCAGCAAGUUUUCAACCAGCGGCGGCGAGAUGAAGGUAACGGUGAUGACGGCCGACGAGCAGAUUCUCACCCUCGACGUCGACCCCGAUGAAUCUGUGGAGAAUUUGAAGGCACUUCUCGAGGUGGAGACUAGCGUGCCGCUGCGGCGGCAGCAGCUUCACUUCAAUGGAAAGGAGAUGCAAAACUCGGAGAGGCUCAGCGCCGUCGGGGUCCGGGAUGGCGAUCUUGUCAUGAUGGCUCCCUCCAGUGAUAGGGCAUCUCAGGAUGUUAUAAGGGUAAAUCCUGAUGGAUCCGCUGUGAAUCCUCAAGCAUUUCAACAACAUAUUCGACGUGAUUCACAACUUAUGGCACAACUCCUUCAGAAUGACCCAUCAUUAGCACAAGCUAUUCUUGGAGAUGACAUAAAUGAGCUGCAAAAUACCUUGCGGUCCCGCCACCAACAGAGAAUGGAACUAAAGCGUAAACAAGAAGAAGAGCUUGCUUUAAUGUAUGCUGAUCCUUUUGAUGUCGAAGCUCAGAAGAAAAUUGAAGCUGCAAUUCGGCAGAAAGGCAUUGAUGAAAAUUGGGAGGCUGCGUUAGAGCACAAUCCUGAAGCAUUUGCUCGAGUGGUUAUGCUGUAUGUGGAUAUGGAGGUCAAUGGAGUACCUUUGAAGGCCUUUGUUGACAGUGGAGCACAGUCAACUAUCAUAUCAAAAAGCUGUGCUGAACGUUGCGGGUUGCUGAGGCUUCUUGAUCAGCGGUACCGAGGGGUUGCUGUUGGAGUCGGUCAAUCAGAGAUACUGGGAAGAAUACAUGUAGCCCCAAUAAAGAUUGGGCAUCUCUUCUAUCCUUGUUCUUUCACCGUAUUGGAUGCCCCGAAUAUGGAAUUCCUAUUCGGGCUUGAUAUGCUGCGAAAACAUCAGUGCAUGAUUGACCUAAAGGACAAUGUUCUUAGAGUGGGAGGUGGUGAGGUUUCAGUGCCCUUCUUACAAGAGAAAGACAUCCCUGCACAUAUACGUGAUGAAGAGAAAUUAUCUAAGCUAGCAUCUCUCGGCCAAGCAACUGGAGAAUCAUCAAAGGCACGUGAGGGGACUCCUGAUGUGCCACAGCGAACGCCUACUACAGGAGCUCCAGUUGCGAAUCCUCCACAGGGAGGAGAUUUUGAAGCAAAAGUCACGAAACUUGUUGAACUCGGAUUUGACCGAGCAUCAGUAUUACAAGCACUCAAGCUGUUUAACGGGAACGAGGAGCAAGCUGCUGCCUUCUUGUUUGGUGGUUAGAAGCUUGAGAGCAGCCAUUUCCGCCUCUCUGUUUGCUCAACCCUUUCGUUGUGGGGUUGAAUAUUGAUACGAAAGUGAUUGCGAUGUCUUCCCUUUGAGAAACCAGGCCAUUGUUCGGCCAAUGCAAGGCUUGCUUUUAGAGAUGCUUCAUAUUCAUUUUCCUUGAGAACAAACGUUCUUUCAUUCUGUACCUGAUACAUAGACUGAUAGUCUUUUAGACACCUGAAUGCAGACAAAAUUGUGAA